Molecule: messenger RNA, 1571 nt
Organism: Cherax quadricarinatus
Lineage: Eukaryota; Metazoa; Arthropoda; Malacostraca; Decapoda; Parastacidae
Source: RefSeq, a predicted model, not a curated record
GUCGUGGUCGUAGCAACUGGCGUUCUUCAGCACCAAGUGAACCACCACCCGAGGUUGAACCAUUUCCUGCACCCCCAGUGAACGAUCAACCAUCCAGAGAUAUGGAUUUUUAUCAGCAAAAUGUAGAGGCAAAAAUGGAAGUUGGUAAUGAGGUUGAUAGUGAUGACAUAAUGCAGGAGGGGGAGCAGCAACCAGAAAACAGGAAAAGACCCUGGGAGAAGCUAGGAGGCGUCAAGAUCAAGAGAAAGAAGGUGCCAGGAGCCAAGAAUCUUAAGAUCCGGAAAUAUGUGCGGCCUAAGAAUGCAGUAAUGUGCCUCAACGAACUUCGGCCUGGAGUGACGUAUACUACUGAACAGGAGGGAGGAGUUGGUCAACCAUUCUGUAUAUCUGUAGAGGUAUCUAAUGGGGUUGACGCUCAGAAAUACAGAGGCUUUGGCUCAUCCAAACAAUUGGCAAAACAAGCAGCAGCAGAAGCAGCAUUGAUAAGUUUCGUGAAACCACCUAUCACCUCUGUCUCCCCUGAGAGUCAAGCAGAAGAUAAAACCCCAUGGGCUACUCUUGCAUCAUUUGCUAUAUAUAAACUGUUUAAUGACUGGCGUGAAGGUAGAGUCGGCAUGUGUCCUCCACCUCCUCAGCCUUAUGCCACUGCAGUUCCUCCUGGAUAUCAAGCAUUCCUUAAUCAGUCUGUGGGAACAAAUGCAGUUAAAGAAGAGUCUCCACAGGCAGCAGCAUUUGCAGAAGCAAUUUGUGCUCAUUUAGGAGGUCGUGGUCUCGGUGGUCCUGUCUUGGACGCAAAGCCGGACACAAAUUUGUCUUUCCAGUCAACAGAGCCUGUGAAGGUGCCAAACGUGCCCAAGCAGAUACCUGAAAAUGCUGGUGCCAUGCAUCCUGUCAUGGUCCUACAUCAGAUGAAGCCUGGGCUGCAGUACAAUAUUACCCGAAUGAUGCGUGACAGCAAGCCAUACUUCAGUGUUUCAGCUGACAUUGAUGGGAAGGAGUUUACUGGAGAGGGCCCAAAUGUAAAAAAAGCAAAGUUCUCCCUGGCCACAGAAGCAAUCUUAGGGUUAUAUGGUGUAGAGUCCACUUUUGAAACUCCAGCCUGAAAUGGUAACACGAAUAAGAGUGAGGGUUUACCUCUGUCAUUGCUAAUUUACUUGUACAAUAAGAUUACCAAAGUUAAAUGAUAUUUGUCAGGCAGUUUUGUCUCAUACUUCUUCAAGCAUAGGAAUUUGCUAGGUAGUACCUGACUUUUCAACCUCAACACAACAUAGGUAUUAUAAACCAUUUGUAUCUGGGUUAAGUAUUGUAAUUAAUAUUGUAAUAAACCCUUUAAUUAAUCUCUUUGGAUAUUAGCAUUUUUUGUUAAAAGACUUAAAAAUAUUGUACUAGCUUAUGAGAUAUGGUUACCAUUCUUAUGCAGGUUCAUAAACUAAUAUAUAGUUUAAAUUAAAUGAUAUUUUUGACUUAUUCUCUGAGUGAUAUAUGUUUGACAUAGAAUGCAAUAUUUUAAUCAGUAUAGUUUCUGUAUUGUUUCAAUUGUAUGGAAAAAAAUUAUAAUCAAAGAAAUAAAA